This is a messenger RNA of Colletotrichum spaethianum, 1104 nucleotides long. Its product is annotated as putative feruloyl esterase. Bases 1 to 1104 code for a protein of 367 amino acids. NCBI's taxonomy places the organism in Eukaryota, Fungi, Ascomycota, Sordariomycetes, Glomerellales, Glomerellaceae. The transcript has 2 exons. The record is from RefSeq and is a predicted model, not a curated record.
AUGAAUGACGUCUGUUUCUCAUUAUCAAUACAGGCAGUCAUUGGAAAGCUGCUCAUUAAGUAUUACUACGGCCGCGGACCGGAGUAUUCGUACUUCAAUGGCUGCUCGCAGGGCGGUCGACAGGGACUUAUGCUCGCCCAACGCUAUCCGACAGCCUACGACGGAAUCGCGGCCGGCGCCCCUGGCAUACAAUGGACCGAUUUCUUCCCUAGCAUGCUGUGGCCACAGCAAUUCAUGAACAUGCUGGGCGAGUACCCCCACGCAUGCGAGCUGCACGCCAUCACGGCAGCUGCAGUCUCGACCUGCGACAGGCUGGACGGCGUGGCUGAUGGUGUCAUUAGCGAGGUUGAUGACUGUCUUGCUAGCUUUAAUCCUUUUGGCAUGGUCGGCCGGGCUGUCAACUGUUCUCAGGCACCCGAGGUCACCUCAGCGGCAGCAGCCGUAGUUAACGCGACAUGGCAGGGGAUAAGGGACUCUUUGGGCGUGCAGACGUGGCCGGGUCUGAACCCGGGUACUGACCUUACUGUUGGCGUCGCGACAACGAACUGCACCGCUAUAUCAUGCGAGGGUGUGCCUCUGCCCAUCGCCCUCCAGUGGCUAUCGCUGUUCGUCGCGAGGGACGCAGACCUGAACCUGUCUGACCUGAGCCAUGUUGAGUUCGACUGGCUGGCCCACCAGGGUCGGCAGAGAUACAGGUCCAUCAUCGGGACUGACGACCCCGACCUUUCUGCCUUUAGUGACGCCGGUGGCAAGCUCGUCACCUUUCACGGUCUUGUCGACGAGCUACUCCCCUCGAAGGGCACUGUCAAGUACCACGACGGAGUCUUGGCCCUCAUCCCGGAUGUCCGUAGCUUCUACCGCCACUUCGAGGUGCCUGGCAUGGGUCACUGCGCCGGAGGAGCGAGCGGAGGGCCGACCAGCCUUUUCGACCAGCUGCGCGCAUGGGUCGAGAACGGUACCGCGCCUGAUCAAACACCGGUCACCGUCACGGAUCUGGAGGGGGCCGUGCAAAGUCGUAUCUUGUGCCCGUAUCCACAAAAGGCUGCUUUCGAUCGGGACUGCGGUACCACAGCCGAAGCCCGGUGCUGGUCGUGCAGCGGCUGA